AUGGCUGAGGAAGGGAAGCCGCAGACACUGGCCCCGCCAGCUGUGACGGCAUUGAGGGAAGAGGCGGCGGGGACAGCACCGCACCGUGUUCAGAUGGAGCGCACAGCCAGCCAGGAUAUUCGCGAAGAGCGCGAGGACCUCAAAGAGGCUGCUGAGCACAGCUUAAACGUCAUCAUGGACCUCGAUCUAGACGGCAAGAUCCGAUACGUGAGCGACUCGUGGAAGGACGUUAUCGGCACGACUCCCGAGGAAGUCGUUGGCAUCCCCGUUGCCGACCUUCUUCUCGACAACAGCUCCCAGUUCGCCGAGACGGUUGAGUCAAUAAAGGAAGAUGAUUCCAGGAGCCAAAUCACCCGUUUCUCUGUGCGUAUGGGCCCGCUGUCUGUCCUCCGACGGAAGCGCUCAAGACGUUCAGAAUCAGAAGAGUCGGAACUGUCGCCCGAGUCACCCCAAGACGAGCAAGAGCAGAUCCUCAACCUCGAAGCCCAGGGCAUUAUGGUGUACGACCGAACCACUGGCGGGGAGAGUCACACUAUGUGGAUGAUUCGACCUUCAGUGAUCCGUGAAGUCACCAUUGAUCUCCCAGAAGUCCUCGUGGAGUCUCUUGGAGUUGGUGCAGAAAUGUUAGCCCAUUAUUUGACUGGCCUCGCCGAGCAAGGUGCUAAAGAUCCUGGAAAUCAUCCGCCCCCGCUCCCCGUCUUGUGUCGGAUUUGUGAGCGGCAGAUCACCCCAUGGUGGUUUGAGAAGCACACCGAACUCUGUCUGCAGGAACAUCGUGCGGAGAUGGACGUCCAAUUAGCACAAGAGAGUCUUGGUGAACACCGCAACGCUAUUGUUAAGGUUCUAGAUGCUCUGGAGGCACAGUCUCGACAGCCGAUGGCCACUUCCGGGGAUAUCGCUCCCCCGGUACUGCCUCCUCCAGAAUACAAGGGAAUCCUGAUUCAGCCAACCUCAACACCCUCGUCUGGAACACCAUCAGGUCGAAAUUCUCCUGCCUCCCCUCCUUCGAGGUCUCGCGAAAGGUCCACAGGCUUUGGGCAUCACCGUGCACGGUCGUUUGCUGUGAGGAGACCGUUGGCUCGCAUCGUUGAGCUUGUGCUUGAUCUGUGUGACACUGCGCUGGAGAUCAACACACCUGCCAUUAAAGACAAUACGAGGACCCAGUCAGCAUCUGAAAUUCGGACUCAGUCGCCGCAAUCCGAGAACCGCAUAUCCCAGGUCUUGCAGUGGCAGUCUCCAAGCUCUGGCUCUGUUGAUCAUGGAGAGGGGUUCAAACUGCUUUGUGACGACACAAACAAACUUGCACGCGCUAAAGUCGAUGCCGUCUUUCGUCAUAGACGAAUUCUUGAAUAUUCCGAGCGAAUCCGUGUUGAAUUCGACGUUCUGGUGCAAGAAUGCAUAGAAGCUGCCAUGGUCAAGGCCGCUAGAAUCGCCGCAGGAGAGGACAGCUCAUCUGAUGACGACGACCAGCAAGAAGAGGAAGACCGUCAGUCCGAAGCCGACGAGACACCUCCUGUAGAAGAGGGUAUAUUCCCUGGGUCUUUUGACCCCCCAUCGGCCAUGGCACAGGCUCUUCGCAAUGCUUCCGAUACCUCCCUUCCGGCGCGUGUCAGCCGGAGGGAGUCUUCUGUAGCAGGAUCAACAAGAUCAAGCAGCCCUCGAGGUGGGUGUCAGACGCCACGCUCGCACGCUGGAGCUAUUAGUAUCGCCACGCAAAACAAGCGCCAUUCGAUGCAUUUCGAGAGCGAUGCUGGAGCAGACAGCGACACCAGCGUACGGUCGUCUGUCAUGUCCGGGCCGAGGCGGGCAGACUCACCUUCAUCAGAGCUCAGCUUGAGCCGAGUAGCCAGUUCUCGUGAGCGUAAGCGAAAAAGUCUCAUCCUCCCAAGCGUCAUGUCGAGCCGGCAGCAUUCGCCGGCACGGUCGAUGGUCCCUCCUUCUUCGCCUCUGAGGACGAACAAGCCACGCAUCCCCAGUGGGGUCGAAGGCCUACAGUCUCCAAUCACGUCGCCUGUUCUAGCCACGAGCGAGUUCUCCUCCCCAGCUCUGGCUCAGAUUCAUCACCAUCGUAGACAGUCGUCCACGGCCGGUUCUGACGGCCCCAAGCCAAUCUCUCCAAGGCUGAUGCCUGUCAGUGCACCCCAGCCUCGUGCAGUCCCCCCAUCCAUCAAAGAUUUCGAGAUCAUCAAGCCCAUUAGCAAAGGAGCCUUUGGUAGCGUGUAUUUGGCAAAAAAGAAAUCGACAGGGGAGUAUUUCGCAAUCAAAGUCUUGAAGAAAGCAGACAUGGUUGCGAAGAAUCAAGUCACCAACGUCAAAGCUGAGCGAGCAAUCAUGAUGUGGCAGGGCGAGAGCGACUUUGUUGCCAAACUGUAUUGGACAUUCUCAAGCAAAGACUUCCUGUAUCUGGUGAUGGAGUAUCUCAAUGGUGGCGAUUGUGCCUCACUGAUUAAGGUUCUUGGUGCUUUGCCCGAGGACUGGGCGAAGAAAUACUUAGCUGAAGUUGUUCUUGGCGUAGAACACCUUCACAGUCGAGGAAUUGUCCAUCGAGACCUGAAGCCAGAUAAUCUUCUCAUAGAUCAGAAAGGUCAUUUGAAGCUGACCGACUUCGGUCUAUCCCGUAUGGGUUUGAUCGGACGCCAAAAGCGGGCCCUGAACAGCAAAUCGGAUGAGCAAGCCCCUGAUCUCUUGAAGACAGGACCCUUCCAUCGCGCCACCUCAGUUGGGUCAUCUCGCUCUGCAUCAUUUGAUUUGAACCCAUCUCCUUCGCAGACACCGAGCAUGACACCAGCUCUCACUGGAGACCUCGGCCAACCGUCGUAUUUCAGUCUGAACCGAGAGACCAGUCACGCCCGCGAGCCGUCAAGGAGGACAUCUGGGAACCGUAGCGACAGCGGCGAUAGCGAGGCAUUGCAGGCAAUGUUCCGCCGCUUCUCCAUCGUCGAUGACCAGCUCCUUCAACCCCGAAAGGGCUCACCAAUAGAGGAGGAAGCGUACAGCGAUGAAGGGUCACCCGACCUCUUCCCUGUUGCACCCACAAUUAGUCAGUCUAGUGCUGCACAGAACAAUACCCCACCCCCAACCUCGACUAUGCCCCCGCCACCUAUGGCGUUGUUUGACCCUCAAGACAGCAAUCGUAGGUUUGUCGGAACACCUGAUUACUUGGCCCCGGAAACCAUCGCAGGUAGCGGUCAGGACGAAGUUAGUGAUUGGUGGUCGCUAGGAUGUAUCCUCUUCGAGUGCUUGUAUGGCUACCCACCUUUCCAUGCGGAGACACCCGAUCAAGUCUUCCAAAACAUCCUCUCCCGGAAGAUCGACUGGCCCGAUGAUGACUCCGAUGAGAUCUCAGGGGAAGCGAAGGAUCUGAUGAAUCGUCUCAUGUCGAUUGACCCUACGAAGCGGCUAGGUGCGAACAUGGACGAUAAAUACGCUAGUGGUGGAGAGGAGAUCCGAAGCCAUCCAUGGUUUUCUGACUUGAACUGGGAGACCCUUCGCGAUGAUGAAGCGUCUUUUGUUCCCGCACCGGAAAAUCCAGAAGACACCGAGUACUUCGAUUCGAGGGGAGCUGCCAUGCAAAGCUUCGCACCUGAAUUCGAAGAUCAAGGGACUUCUUCCGCUGGUACUCCUAGUGCCGAUUACCCUGACCGUCCUCACGACGCGCUGUCUCGUGUUCGCUCCCAGAUUAGUGUCACAAGCAUGAAACGAGGCCUCAUCCCACUGCAUAUCCCUGCCCAUGUUCGAGAAGGGCGGUCGAGACGGCUGAGUGAGCCCGUAGCUACAGACGACUUUGGUAAUUUCAGCUACAAGAACCUUCCAGUACUUGAGAAAGCCAACAAGGAUGUCAUCCAGAAGCUUCGGGCAGAGGCUAUGCAAGCACAGAACAAGCCAUCAUCAGCGCUUCAAUCACCAAGUGUCACUUCGCCAUCUCCGUCCCUUGAAUCAAGUCCCAUGCUCCCCGCACCUUUGAAGAGGACACUUUCGACAAAGGGCACUGGUAGGCCUACUUCCCCAUCAAUUAGUGGACUAAACUCUUCCCCAAGUCGGGGAUCUCAGCCAUCUUCUCCACUACUUGUUCAGUUUAGCACAGGGCAGCAUCACGAAAGGAGAAAAACGUCGAGCAGCUCCUCGACUUUAUCACACGCGACCAGCAAUCCGGCCUCUCUUCAACUGCCUGGCAACCUUUUCGAUGCGCCGCGUCUUACAACUGGCUUCAACCCCACGCCUGACUCUGUAUCGCCGAUAAAACUCGUCAAAACACCAUCUGCGAUGUCCGGUUCGUUUACAGAGAAAGGAGUUCCCACUCAACGCCAGACAUCAAUCGGUCAAACAAGCGCCCCCUCUCCCCGGGCACGAUCCCAAACUAUGGGCUCACAAGACGGUGAUGUUGUGCGCGACCUGAUGCCAAGCCAUCACAAGCGGAGGAGCCAAGUCUUUGAUGUGUCGCCAUCCUCGUCAGACACAGAGGACUCCCGAGCCAAGGCACUCUUGCGUGUGCAACGAAGAAGGCAGAGUUCUCGUCGCCUUUCUCAGAUCAGUCUUGCUGAUGGUCCCAUAUUCAGACCUCUGGAUGUUCUCGUGUGCGAAGAUCACCCCGUUUCAAGACUGGUUAUGGAAAAGCUCCUAGAGAAACUUCGCUGUCGCACAUUGACUGUCACAAACGGCUCAGAGGCUAUCCGAUAUGCCAUGGGCGAAGUCAAGUUUGAUAUCAUUAUGAUGGAGUUCAAGCUUCCUCAGGUCAAUGGAGCCGAUGUUGCACGAAUGAUUAGGGACACCAAAAACGCGAAUUCCAACACUCCAAUUGUUGCCGUGACUGGCUACCUCAAAGAAUUGCAAGCCCCUCAUCACUUUGAUGCACUCAUCGAAAAGCCUCCAACAGUCGGGAAGCUCACGGACACCAUGGGGAAGUUGUGUCAAUGGAAGGCUCCUCCGCCAGGCUGGACUCCGGGUCACAGUCAAUAUCCGUCCAUGAUGCCAUCCACUCUUCGUCAAGAAUCGACUCGACAGGGAGACAGCCCGACCUCGAAUUCUUCAGGCUUCCCUGCGAUGCCCUCUGGUAGUUACCGUGGCUCCAGCCGCGAAGACUCGAUUAGUUCGAGUUUCUUUGGCGACAACGAAAGUCGCACAGACGACGUGCCUGUCAUUAUCUCUCGUCCUAACAUCGACGAUUGGCGCGACCGGGAUAUAGCUCGCGUUAUGAGUGGAUUGGGUAUUUCAGAAGAACCAAUGGGCAAUGUCGAUCCCAAAAACGUUGGGCAGAAUCUUCCCGUUCCGCAUGACCUUACAUCCCAUGGGGCUUCUGCGCCUGCCGUGCUGGAGCAUGCAACGAUCCGAAAGCAACGAUCGGCCGAGAUGGUUGGUGUCAAACGGCGUAUACUUGAAACGCGUAAACAUGAAUCUGCAGAAUCAGGUGACGAUGAAGACGACGAGCUCGGGAAUGUCAAUGUCCGUGCCAGGAGUCCCAAGACACGGCCCAAGUCAUCGUCAAAGCUUGGCAUCGAGAUGAUGCGAACCAACAGCAGAGGAAGUGUGAUUUCAAUAGACGAUGUCGCGCCGCCAGACUCUACUUUAACUACAUCGCCGCCGCCAGCCAUAACCGAAGAGCGGAGUGCCGAGGAACACGAGGUGAACCUUCCCAUGUCAGACGUUCCACCUGUGUCACUCACCCCACCUGAGAUCUUCCCGCGUGUUCCUGGAGAGGAAGUCCAAGACAUCGAGAUGGAGACACCAAAGGCUUCCGUCCAGUUAGCUAUGGAGCAGGACCUUGAUCCUACUCCCAGGGCCAUCGCGUCGCCUGAGGCAUAG
Lindgomyces ingoldianus is the source of this 5799-nucleotide messenger RNA. Its product is annotated as putative response regulator receiver RIM15p. Gene Ontology annotation, molecular function: protein serine/threonine kinase activity; ATP binding. The record is from RefSeq and is a predicted model, not a curated record. Gene Ontology annotation, cellular component: nucleus; cytoplasm. Lineage: Eukaryota; Fungi; Ascomycota; Dothideomycetes; Pleosporales; Lindgomycetaceae. Gene Ontology annotation, biological process: phosphorelay signal transduction system; peptidyl-serine phosphorylation. The transcript has 2 exons. The coding region runs from base 1 to 5799 and encodes 1932 amino acids.